GCCUCACAUCACUGCAUGUCAGUUGAUAUCUGUGACGACCUUUGCAUCAACACGUAUGUCUCUGUCUAUUUCUACCCCUUUACUAUGUUAUCUCUAUUCAGGAUCAAAGUCCUUUUUCCAGGGAUAAAUGCCUCUUUCCAGUCCCCAUCACAUCAGCAAUCUGAACUCAACAGAUCUCCCAAAAUGUAUUUCAUCUGGACAACGGCAUCUGUUCUCCUCUUAGCUUUGGUUUGUGGAGCAGCAGUGGUGACCGAGAAUGGUUUUCCUAUUCAAUGGGAAAAAUCCCAGAGCGAACUUUCCCAGCUGCCUACAGAGGAUGGACAGAUUCAGGUGAAUCCAUGGGAUUACCUGCAGAGAAUGAGUUUAUACAAGGUGUUGAUUAACUCCACCAACCCAUACAUGAGCUCUUUGGGACCUGGAAUUACAGAGAAUCCAUUGUGGAGUCUUCCACUGCAACUGGGCUGGAAACUCAGAUCAGGCCGGUUGACAGACCCGACCCCCGGCAGUAUCAGCACAUGUGGACUGGAGAGUUCAGAGCCUGUAUGCAUCUCUCCUCACAGCUGGUAUGGAUGUAUAAACUACUACAUGUCUGUGUUACCGUUCCUGGCAGCGGUUCAGUCAGGUGUAGUUGGGCAGGAUGUCAAUCAGAUUCAUAUGAAAGGUCCAGCUGAUGCUCCUGAAGAUUACUGCUCCAGUUUCACUCAAUGCUCUACCACCCAUAACCAUGCUAUGAACACAUGGCAAACAUUCUUUCAGUCUCUGCGUCUCAUCCAUGAAUCUGAAGACACAGAUUUCAACAAGAAGGACAGAAUUUUGGGUUUGCUGUGGGCAGCCGAAGAGAAGACUUUACAAACCGUCUCUUCUGCAUGUAGCGAAAGAAAGAAGUUGUAUUCCUCUCCCGAGGUUCGGUUUGGACAGAACUGGCUCAGCUCUGCGGCGUAUGUAGCUGCCGCUCAUUUUCAUGGCAACAUUGAGAGAACAGAGAAGUUAAUGUCUCCGUUGCCCAGCCGUGUCCUUCAGGAGACCGACAGUCCUCCAAACAUUUCUGAUCUCAGCACUGAGGAAAAUCAUACGCUCUCUGUCUUAAACUGGAUAAACCGCAUCAAUCAAAUGCUUGGUGGAUCUCUCGUGUAUCUGUGGCGUAGGGCGAUGUGUUCGCCUCAGACUCGUGAGAAAGGUCAAAUCCUUCUCUACAAUCUCAUUCUCGACCCCAAGUUUGAAACUUCCAGUCUGAUAACGAUCCUGAGAGAGAUGUCAUCCAGCUGCUGAAAACAAACAUCAUAUCUGGAAAGAUCUUCUCAGGGAAAAUCAGGUCGAUAAUCCUGUAGUGUGCUCCCAGCUUCAUAAUAAACUGCAUUUGUUGAGAAGUUUGUGGGACUAACAACCCUACAUCCCAGAUGUAAACAUGAUGACCAGAGUAAACAUUGCUUGAAUUUAUUAGUACAUUUAUAACAAUUAAAGCUAAAUCAAACAUGACUGUUGUCUGGUACAUAUAAGUAAGCCAGGCAUAAUACACAAAACUAUGAAAUCGGUUUGUCCACUUAUGAUGACCUCAUUAAAACAUCAAGUCAACAUAUAAAAGUCAUGUAUGGUAUGCAUGUAUGGUCCUGUAGAUUUGAUGUAAUUAUAACCAUUAUGUUAAUCAUUCCAGGUAACUUAAACACCCUGACUUCAAUCCAAAUGCAGCUCAGAAUAGAAAUGAAUCUGAAUGAUCAUGCAGUGAAAUAAAACCUGAUUUUUAAAUACAGUAA
Molecule: messenger RNA, 1751 nt
Organism: Paramisgurnus dabryanus
Lineage: Eukaryota; Metazoa; Chordata; Actinopteri; Cypriniformes; Cobitidae
Gene: leg1.1
Product: liver-enriched gene 1, tandem duplicate 1
Source: RefSeq, a predicted model, not a curated record